Molecule: messenger RNA, 350 nt
Organism: Chiloscyllium plagiosum (whitespotted bambooshark)
Lineage: Eukaryota; Metazoa; Chordata; Chondrichthyes; Orectolobiformes; Hemiscylliidae
Source: RefSeq, a predicted model, not a curated record
GGUUCCCUCGUUUUCCCCUCCCUCCUCACCCUCCCUCCUCUCCCUCCGCAGCCUCGCCCAUGUCGACCUCGGCAAUGACGGAGGGGAGGCCCGGCCCCCUGGACGGUCGCCAUGGCAACUCGGAGGCCCUCCGCGCGGGACCGGCCCUCAAACACGAGAGGUCGGAGCCGAGCGUAGGGAAGGAGGUGGAAGAGGCGGAGGAGGAGGAGGAGGGAGAGGCUGUCCAGGACCCCUCGAGGAACCUGAGGAGGCGACUGAGCGAGGAGCGAGCGGCCUACCGGAGGAAACUCCAGGCCUACCGAGAGGGGCAAGAGAGACAGGCCGUGUUGGUUCAGAAACUGCAAGGGAAG